AUGAGACUCCUAAAUACAAGGACACUCGAGCUCGAGAACUUCGCCACGCCUGAGGAAGCACGCUAUGCCAUACUCUCGCACACAUGGGGAGAGGGGGGAGUGAUAUUUGCAGAUGUUCAUUUGCCACAGAAAGAAACCAGAGGGUGGGAAAAGAUCCGGCGGAGCAGCGAAAUCGCCACCAAUCUGGGAUUCGCGUACAUAUGGAUUGACACGUGUUGCAUCGACAAGACCAGCAGCGCAGAGCUGUCCGAGGCCAUUAAUUCCAUGUAUCAGUGGUAUGAGAAAGCCGAGGUCUGCAUCGCCUUUCUCGAGGACUUGGUCACAAGUGAUGAUCCGUCGACGCCAUAUUUUGCUCAGUGCCGUUGGUUCUCCAGAGGAUGGACGCUGCAGGAACUGAUUGCCCCUCCGGAGCUCCUCUUCUACUCUCAAGACUGGGAGCUCAUCGGCACACGAACCUCCCUCAAGAGCAUCAUCGCAGAGGUUUCCAGCAUACCCGAAGAAAUACUCGAAGUAAAUACCCGCAGCCAGCGAGAGCGGCUCGACGAGUGUUCAGUCGCGGAAAAGAUGAGCUGGGCGGCUAACCGCACGACUACGAGGCCGGAAGACCUGGCGUACUGCCUUUUAGGUAUAUUCGACAUCAACAUGCCGCUGCUUUACGGAGAGGGCCAGGUCAAGGCCUUCAAGAGGUUGCAAGAGGAGAUCAUCAGGUCAACAGAUGAUGACUCCAUAUAUGUCUGGAGAUACCCCGAAGCAAAAGCCAAGAAGCAGCACUUUUGGGGACUUUUGGCGGACGAUCCCUCAGCAUUCGCCCGGCGGCACGGUGAUGCGCGUGCCAUCAAACGAGCGCGGUACCUCACAUGCCGUUCCAACAACGAUACAGCAAUCUCCAACCGCGGCCUCACCGUCGAACUCGCCCUGACACCCCUCCCCGAGGACGAAUCAGGCACCGUCUUCGUCGCGUUGUUAGACUGCGACAUACAACGCAACGGAUCCUCCGAGACGAUGACGCCCGGCAUCAUCUUACAAAGGACGACUUGGCACAACGACGCCGAAUUCUUGCGCAUCCGUCCCAGCUCUCUGCUCAUAGUUGCCCUGAACUGCAUCGUCAUGGCCGAAGACAGCAGCGGAAACGGAGUUGCUCCUCCCCCGAAGCAUGUUCGCCUUGCGGAAGCGAGGCCACGACAGGUGUUCGUCCCGCACAAGCUGUCUCCGCCGCGCUCCCCUCGUGGAAUCCUGUUUCGUCCAAAGGUCACUUUACCACUCAAAUCACGAGGUUAUAGGCGCGAGCUUGACGUCAAUGUGCUCUCGAAACCUUCAGACUGGCUACUUUACAGAGAGCUGUGCACAAGUGACACGACGAAGGAAUUGGCGAUUAUUUUGCGACCGCAGCGUUCUGUUGGGAUGGAGUUGUACGUACUCCAUUCUGAUGAGUCGUCGGACCUAGGCGUCACGGAGCCCAAGCAGGCGAUGAUGCUGGGGUCCUUGGAGCUUGCGAUCUGGGGACGCGCUGGAAACCUCUGGCUUGUAUGCCUCGUUGCCGGGCUCGAGCCGUCUCCCCCUAAUCCCUUUGGCACCCCAUCGCUAUACACGGUGCCAUGGUAUGCAUUCGUGGACAAGGACGAGGUUUUAGCGGGUAAGCUGGACGAUGUGUUGGACAAGAAGAACGGGAUAGAGGCGGUGCCACGUGGAGUGUUGAACGCUCAUUUCGAGUUGGAGGCGCGGAACUCGAAACUAUUCUAUAAACUUGUGUUGGGAGCGUUCUCUGAUAGGGAGCAAUAUGAAGAAAGUGAGGAUGAUUUUUGA
Messenger RNA from Trichoderma citrinoviride, 1803 nucleotides. Its product is annotated as HET-domain-containing protein. The transcript has a single exon. The record is from RefSeq and is a predicted model, not a curated record. The coding region runs from base 1 to 1803 and encodes 600 amino acids. Lineage: Eukaryota; Fungi; Ascomycota; Sordariomycetes; Hypocreales; Hypocreaceae.